This is a messenger RNA of Halteromyces radiatus, 795 nucleotides long. RefSeq lists its product as uncharacterized. Bases 1 to 795 code for a protein of 264 amino acids. The record is from RefSeq and is a predicted model, not a curated record. Lineage: Eukaryota; Fungi; Mucoromycota; Mucoromycetes; Mucorales; Cunninghamellaceae. The transcript is spliced from 5 exons.
AUGACUGAUGAUGACUUAUUACAAAGGAUAUGGAAACUUACUAAUGAUUUAACUCUUCAACAACAAACUAAUCAAGACAUUGCUGCAGGGAUCAAGACUCAGUUUGAUAAUUUUAAGGAUCAAAAGAGCUCUGAUACUACUAAUGACGACAACGACAACGAAGACGACGAUGAUGAUCAAAAUUUUGCUGAACUUGUACCAGCUAAUCCUAUAAAUGAUGCUGACACCGAACUGGUCUCUUUAGUUUCAAAACAUACCAAACUAUUACAGGAACAUCAUCGAAUCAAAAACAGAAACCAAGAAUUGGAACGGGAAUGUGCAGAACUUCAAGAUUUAGUCCAUCAAUAUGAAUCAAGCUUAGAACUCGUUGCUGGGAAGCUGCGGACUUUUGCUAGCGGAUCUUCUGAAGGUCAAAUCCAACUACGAAGAGAAUAUGAAGCUUUACUAGAUGCAGAGAAGGAUACAACGACAGCUUUGUUUAUGGAAAAUACCAUUUUACAGGCACAAUUAGCAAAACUUUCUGGUGUGUUACGUUCGGUAGUGCAUGAACAAGAUUCUCUAGUCUCAUAUGAUAGUCAAAUCCAGCAACUAAAGACUGAAAAUCAAGGUUUACGUACUUUACUUGCUAUAUCGGAACAACAACAACAACAACAACCAUUGGUCACAUCACCAUCUUCUCAUCAAGCACAAUCAUCCUCUGGUUCAUCUCCUCUCUCAAAAAAAUCUGUUAUCUCUCUACAACCUGCCAAACCACCCAACAAGGUUAUACAAGAUUAUUUUGGUGAUAGUAGAUAG